GAACGAGACUUUGAAAAACAAUGUAAGAUUUCUUUUCGCUGAAGAAUAAGCAUCAGCACGGAAACACGAGAACACCCACAACAGAAAUAAAGAAGCAAACACUAUAUAUAUAAUCGCUGAAGAAUAUCACCGCCGUCAUAAAAAUGACCGCGUUUUACAAAACUUCGGGAAACGCCACGGAUUAUGAAGAAACCGCUGGAUUUUCAGCGAUCGAGAUUGUGCAAUUGGUGCUUUAUUUUGCGAUUAUUUUAGUUGGCUUAGUGGGUAACACAAUGAUCGUGGUCACACUACUUGGCCGACAAACGCGAAGAGUUGGAGAAUAUCUCAUUUUAAACCUGGCCAUCACGGACUUCGCCACAUGUGCCAUAAGCAUUCCUCUCGAUCUAGCUGAGCGACUCUCAGGUGGUUUUCCAUUUGGUUCAAUACUUUGCUAUAUGAUCUACCCGUUUCAAACUGUGUUAAUGGCUGUGUCUGUGAUAACAUUAUUGUCCAUGAGCUUGGAGCGACACAGGGUUGUCAUGACACCUAUGCGUCCGAAAGUGCUCCCUAGAACAGCGAAGUUUGUCAUUGGGGUGUCAUGGCUCAUACCCUCUCUGGUAAUAAUACCUUAUGCUUUGGUUCUACGGCUCGAAGGAAAGCAAUGUAUGGAGAAAUGGCCCGAGGAUUGGUAUGUUAAGGUUUUCACUCUAACUAACUUCGCCAUCUUCUAUGUGGUUCCGCUAACAGUCAUCGCGUCUUCGUAUGUUCGCGCCGGGCGUAAGAUACGUAAAGAACUGGACAGGCUUGAACAUGUAGUCGACAGUCACAGGUCACAGGUUCAAUACACAAAGAAACGCACUCUACAGAAAAUGAGGAUCACCAAAGUGUUCAUAGUAGCAGUGAGCGCAUUCUUAGUGUGCAUGCUGCCCACACACGCCUCGUGGAUCUGGCACGACUUUGGGCACGGCUGGGACAGCAAGUAUUUCCAAGAUGUGCUCAUAUUCAGUAAUAUACUUAUGUACGCUAAUAGUGCGUCUAAUCCAUUCAUUUUUGGUUCUUUGAGAAAGUUUUCGUUGGCACGCCUUUUUUGCUGCUGUCGGAAACAUUCGGGUGAACUUUACCAACUCGAAUGUAUUUAUGAGCUUCGGGUUGGCUCGACGACUCUUCACGUUGGUAGAGAAAUGGCAGUGAAGGGAUAUAACAAAGCGUCAAAACUAUUGGAAAGGACAAACACAAAUCGUCUUAAAUGUGCGAAUGUUUGAGUCAGUCCCAAAUACUGUUUUCACCAAUUGCCUAAAGCCGAGCGCCUUUAAACUCAAGGAUUUAAACGCUUAACUUGUAAUUGCCUCUGCCGAUUUCAGGACUCACAAGGACCUCGAGGCAUACGGUGAAAGGAAAAGAAAAAAAUUGAGAGCAGGGGAAGGAAAGUAAAGUAAACUCCUGCUUAGCUUACACCUCUCCCGUUUCGCGUAAAGAAAGGAGAAGACUGAUACGCAAGCUGCUAAAAAGUAUGCUUUGAGCUCGAAUCAGUUUUUACACCAAGCCAUUUUCAUCGUCAACAAGAGGACAUCAGACCAUUUUCUCUUGUGCCAUCUGAAUCAAAUUCAUCUUGAUGUAAAGUUGUAUCCUCAUUAGUGACACACCGUGUUAUCCAGUCGUUUCGUAUCCAUCCCAGUAUACAUUCCUGCGAAAUAUUAUGCGCGAGCGCGUGAAAAGAUGUCGAUUAAUGAGUACGACAAGUUUGUAGAGUCAAGCGAGUAAGACUAAUUCUGUAGUGAAAACUUGUGACCUUCUUAACAAAAACAACUAAAUUAUUGCCUGGUGGAAGCAAGUGUGAUAUUUUAAAUGGAGCAUUUAAGUGUUUAUACUUGUGACCUUGACAGUAACAGCUAGGGUGACUGAAUGUUUUUUUCCUCCCUUUGCUAUUUAUACUUAUAAAUUCCUUCAUUUGUCCCUUCCAUUCAUACUUUAAGCAUAUUUAACAUGGAAAACAUACUUUAAUAGUAUGGGUACGAAUCUACCCAGCUGGGCACAAAACGACUGGUAACUCGCUAUGUAGUCUUUCCAUUUACAGCCCUUGGAGCUUUAGAGCGUAUCUGUUGUAAAUUCAACAGGGAGGGCGGAACUGUUUCUGUCCAACACUUCGUAUUAUUUCAUGAUGUCGUUUGGUCGAGUGGUUAAUCAAUUAAUUUAU
Molecule: messenger RNA, 2173 nt
Organism: Pocillopora verrucosa
Lineage: Eukaryota; Metazoa; Cnidaria; Anthozoa; Scleractinia; Pocilloporidae
Product: neuropeptide Y receptor type 2
Biological process (GO): G protein-coupled receptor signaling pathway
Cellular component (GO): plasma membrane
Molecular function (GO): G protein-coupled receptor activity
Source: RefSeq, a predicted model, not a curated record